AAUGCUUCCCAUCCAAGCCCCACAAACACUCCUCAACUCCCUACAAAACAUCUGCAGCUCAUUCAUAUGGGGGAACAAGAAACCGCGCAUAUCCUGCACCAUACUCUACAAACAUCCUACAAAAGGAGGAGUAGGGUUACCCAACCUAAACCAGUAUUAUAAAGCCACGAUGCUGGCAUCGGGCAUACUGUUGCACUUAAAUCGAGGUAUCAUCCAAUGGGUAGACAUGGAAAAAGCCCAAUUGGACAAAAACGCAACGCUCGACUACCUAUGGACACCGAAAAAACAUAGACCAGUCAAACCAAACCUAUACCCCACCACAACACUGACCGUCCACAUUUGGUCUACAUUUCUAGAUACAGUAGGGGCCAAAGAAAAAUUCCACCCCAACGCACCUCUAACCGCCUUAAGAGCCAUAUCACCAGACAUGCGUCUACAGACUUGGGCACAUGCAGGCAUUAGACAUAUUCACCAGAUAAUGCAAUCGCAAGAAAUAUUACCCUUCACAGACAUACAAACGAAAUGGGAAUUGCCAACAAACGCUAUUUUCACAUACUUACAACUAAAAGGGAUCAUCAACACACAUGUAAACAAGCAACAACAAUCCCCUGAACAGAGCCCCCUUCCAUCAAAGGCA
Molecule: messenger RNA, 637 nt
Organism: Pelobates cultripes (western spadefoot toad)
Lineage: Eukaryota; Metazoa; Chordata; Amphibia; Anura; Pelobatidae
Source: the annotation of a GenBank genome assembly